AUGCUGCCGAACAAUGAGGUUCGCCUUCCUCGUCCGCGGAUUGCCCAGCCCGCAAUCCCGCGCGACAUCACGGCCGAAUUUACAGAAGCCGCGUCGAAAUUAAGCACAGGUCGGCUCGUAAAAGAUGAGACGUUCACGCUAUUCGAGGCGGUGGGCGCAUUGGAGAUUAUGGAUUCAAAAAUGGACAGUGGCUACAUAGCUCCCGGGGAGAAUCUUGCGCAGGCGCUUGAAGACGACUACGAUGUACGGCGACCGUUGACACCAGAGGAGGUUGUGGGCUUGAUGGACCAGUUGCUGUGUCACGAGGUUGCAUGGCACAAGGGACAUCCUCUCUCGCAGACGCUUUUCACGUCAAUUUACCUUGAUAGACUAUUGUGGCCGGUGCCGAGAACUAUUGAGGACGCUCGGUUCGACCGUAUACCAAGCGAGUCGCCACUAGUCAGCCUUGUCCUGCGGGCGUACUGCCUUGCACUUGUCAAAGCUUGUGACAUCGUUCAUGUUCGAGUGUCUACAGAAUACUAUUACGAGGAAGAGGAUUUUGUCAGUCAAUUAUACAACCGCAACUUGCUUUCUGCGUUUGAUAUAAGCCACUUUCACCAUCUGUUGGACCAGGCGACUGCUUGGCUUGCGGAGACUGCCGAUAUUGACGAAAAACUCAAAGACGCCAUUCGUUGCAGACUGGUGUUUCGCCAUGAAUUCUUAUCUGCACUUGAUCAGGACCUUGAAAUUCUUGAAAACCGAUCCACCCAAAAUUUUGAGUCAUGUGUAUCUCAACUUGGACCUCUCACAGAGUCAGUGUCUUUAGGCAAGCCAGUACCGGAGGCUUUUAGUUUGAAAAUUCAGCGGAAGCUGGCCAGCACAGUACCGCCUCGCCCGAUGGUCCAGAUUACUUCUGAUGAUGCGCUGGCACAUCUGAAACGGCUGUGCCAAGACGCAAUAGACAUGCAGCAAAUGCUUGACUACCGUGGUCCAAGCAACUUCAAGACUGCUGUAUGGACGUUGCUCUCUAGAAAACCCCAACCAUCUAUAUAUAUUCGCUGCCUUCUCCAGGCGUUGAUUGUGAGCAACAUGACUAUCCUCGGUGCUGUACCUGUGAAGCAAUUUUUAUACGACGAGCUCGCGGAGCUCGUACUACCUGCCAAUAUACUACUUGAGGCCAACACCGAUGAGGUGGAAAUGCCGUCCGAUCCUCGCUUUCAAAUUGCCCAAAAGAUGGAAGGCUUCCUAAAGCGAUUUUCCCAGCCAUUUGUUGAUACAGUGCGAUGCGCUUGCCUCAACCGCUGUCGAAUUCGCCGAACACUCUGUCAUACUAUUGUCGAUUGGGAUAAUUUGCAAAUGGAGGCUGAAGAGCUCGAUCUCGAGCUUCGCACAUUGAGUGCAGAGCCACCGCUACAAUUCCAAGGCGGCGAACCCACUUGGUCUUUCCCACUCAGCAGUUGGGCUUAUCACCAAAAGCUCGUUCAGUUCCGACUCAUCCUUCAAAUGGGCUUUGAGUUGUCGAUUUACUCCCCCGAAGAAUUACCAGGAAUGUACUGGUAUCUUUCUCAUAUUUGCUCCACACAUCUUGGCCACAUUGAUCGCAUUCGCACGUUUACUGUUGCUGCGCGAAAACGGGACCUGAUAUCUACUGACACCCGUGCUGGAAAUUCCUCUCAAAAAGCAGCCGCAUUCCAUCGAUCAUUCCACACUCUGGAGAGACUUACCACGCACAUAAUCGCAGUUGACGCCUUUGCUAUCGCCUUGCAUGCAUUGUACGUGGUACUUGCACGACACAAUGUGCUCCCCAUAGCCUCCUCCUCCCCUCAAGCAUACUCUUCCGACCGACUGAGGUAUGAAAUUCGCAUGAAGCCUUUUAUUCCCAUCACUUUGCCAGAGUUGGUGCCAUAUGAGGAAUAUCAACGCGAGGCUGCACUUGAGGGUGAUUCCGAUACCACCAUUUUGGAGCGUGCCUCCAAAGCAAUUACGGAGGCACGAAAAGCUUGGGAGGCGAACCUUGCCAAUGGGGCGUUCAUUGAUGAUCCUUCCGAUUCCACUUCGACGUCACCGUUAGCCAUUGAAGGUGACUGGAAGCGCGAUGCAAAGGAUACUAUGCGUGCCUGUAUUGGAACCAGUGUUGCUAUUGAAGUGGUAAAGAAGGCAUUGGCAGCAUCUACUGAAAGCAAGCCUCUCAACUUGGAGGUGAUUGUCCCUGACGUUGGAUCUAAGGCUCGCUGGCAUGAUUACUGGGUGGUGCCGCAGGUCUCUGAGAAGACGCCCAAGGCUUAA
Messenger RNA from Penicillium soppii, 2265 nucleotides. RefSeq names its product N-alpha-acetyltransferase 35, NatC auxiliary subunit. The record is from RefSeq and is a predicted model, not a curated record. NCBI's taxonomy places the organism in Eukaryota, Fungi, Ascomycota, Eurotiomycetes, Eurotiales, Aspergillaceae. Gene Ontology annotation, biological process: N-terminal peptidyl-methionine acetylation. Gene Ontology annotation, cellular component: NatC complex. The transcript has 8 exons. The coding region runs from base 1 to 2265 and encodes 754 amino acids.